Messenger RNA from Oncorhynchus kisutch (coho salmon), 1257 nucleotides. RefSeq lists its product as uncharacterized. The record is from RefSeq and is a predicted model, not a curated record. Bases 32 to 1063 code for a protein of 343 amino acids. The transcript is spliced from 6 exons. Gene Ontology annotation, biological process: response to bacterium. NCBI's taxonomy places the organism in Eukaryota, Metazoa, Chordata, Actinopteri, Salmoniformes, Salmonidae.
CACACAGGUUGUGAAGAGGACAUCGUCAAAGAUGAUGGCACUGUGUCUGAUACUGGCACUUCUUGUAGAGAUGGCUGCUGCACAAUCCUUGGAAAUGCAUCUUAUUAUGGCCAAUGUUGGAGAGACUGUGACUUUGCACUGCUUCUAUAAAGGCAACCUGGCACUCUACCUUAUGUGGUACAAGCAAACAAUGGGUGACAAUCCUCAACUCUUAUCAGUCUUUUACAAGUAUAACAAGAAUGCAACAUUUUACCAUGAAUUUAAGGGUAACACUCGCUUCUCAGUGCAAAGCGGUGAAGGAAUGAAUCACCUAAAGAUCUCAGACAUGCAACUCUCUGAUUCAGCCACAUAUUACUGUGGGAACUCGUAUGCCAACCAGGUGGAGUUUGGAGCAGGAGUCAUUCUCACUGUGAAAGGUUCAGGGGCAAGAGACAUGACUGUGCUCCAGCAGCCUGUGUCUGAGUCAGUCCAGCCAGGAGACUCUGUGGCUCUGAACUGUACAGUACACACUGAGACCUGUGCAGGAGGACACAGUGUCUAUUGGUUCAGACAUGGCUCAGGAGAAUCCCUUCCAGGAAUUAUUUACACCCAUGGAGACAAGAGUGAUCAGUGUGUGAAGAGCACUGAGGCUGGGUCUCCUACACAGAGCUGUGUCUACAACCUCCCCAAGAGGAACCUCAGCCUCUCUGAUGCUGGGACUUACUACUGUGCUGUGGCCUCAUGUGGGGAGAUACUGUUUGGGAACGGGACCAAGCUGGACAUUCAAGGCAAUAGGGCAGAUCUUCUUCUCUUGGUGUACUGCCUGGGUGUAGGAUUGGCUUUCUCGUUAAGCCUGAUCAUUGUCCUUGCUUGCAUCAUGUACAAGAUGAACCAGAGAAAGUGUCUGCAGUGCAGAGGAUCCGUCUCUCUGACACCAUGUCCAGCAGUCUCUUCUACAGAUGCAGGGAACCAAGAUGGAGACAGUCUCCAUUACGUAGCUCUGAAUCUGAGCAACAAGAAGAACAGGUCUAGAAGACAGAGAGGUCACAUGGAGACAGUGGUGUAUGCUGGGAUCAGACAGUAGAACUGGAUGAAUGAAACAGACCAAUGAAUUCUCUUUUUAUCAACUCUCCCUUUAUUAACAUUAUUAUCUGUAUUACUGUAACAUAUAAUUACUGUAGAUACUUGAAUUAAGUGCAUUGCUUCUCUGCCAAACUCAUUUUAAAUGGACUUGCUUGUGAUAAGAUGAAUAAAGCAUUUAACAGCAGUCAAGACAAA